AUGGCUAAGCUAGAACUAGUUAAAGUCGACACAGACACAGCUAAGAUUUACAAUCCAAAGAACAGUUUUGUGUUUAAGUUAACAUUUAACAACCAGGAGUAUCUGAAUGAUGAUGUUGAAUUUGAGAUAAUUUACUUUGGAGAUGCAUACUCUGAUAAUCAUGACCAGAAAAUAUGCCACAAUGUGAUAGGACCUCUUGAAGCUGGAAAGCUCUACUUUGAGCUGGAGACAUCGCCUAUUGAUCUCACAAAGAUACCUAUCAAAACACUUUUUGGUCUUACAACGAUUUUGAUUGUGGGAAAGUUCAAGGGAGAGCAGUUUAUUAGAAUAGGAUUUGUGGUUGACGUUAGAUAUCCCGGCAUAAAUUCUGAGAAAUUAGUUGAUAGUGAUGAUGUAGCUAUUACUGGAGAUGUUGAAGACGAUGAGGGAUAUGAGGAUGAGGAGAUGGCUGAGGAAGAUAGCUCUGAUAAUGAUAUCGUUGAAGAUGAAGAUUCUGAAGAUGAGGAAGUCGAAAUCAUGGACGAUGAAGAACUUGAUGAGUACGAAGAAGAUGAGGGAUAUAAUGCAGAGUGUGAUGAAAAAGGAUCUAGUGCAGAUGAGGAGCUGGAAGAUGCGCUUGCCGAGGCUAUCAUGCCUACUAAAAAACGUGAGUCCAUCCCACUAGAAACCCCAAUUGUUCCUGGGAAGGAUGAGUUUGAGUACAAAGGAUUCGCUAUGAAGCAAAGCCUGAUUGAACUGACACUGCUUGAUAAGCCUAUUAUUCAUGUUUUUGACAUUGACUGGGGCACUAGCAAUAAACCCCAGGGUGACAUUGCAGAAUCUUCCGAAAAUGAAGAUAAUGCAAGUGAUUUCAAAAGAGACUCAGAACAGACUGUCAAAAAGACCAAGACUCAGUAA
This is a messenger RNA of Vittaforma corneae ATCC 50505, 897 nucleotides long. RefSeq lists its product as uncharacterized. The transcript has a single exon. Bases 1 to 897 code for a protein of 298 amino acids. Gene Ontology annotation, molecular function: histone binding. The record is from RefSeq and is a predicted model, not a curated record. Gene Ontology annotation, biological process: DNA replication-dependent chromatin assembly. Gene Ontology annotation, cellular component: nucleus. NCBI's taxonomy places the organism in Eukaryota, Fungi, Microsporidia, Nosematidae.